Messenger RNA from Linum trigynum, 2649 nucleotides. Lineage: Eukaryota; Viridiplantae; Streptophyta; Magnoliopsida; Malpighiales; Linaceae. The record is from the annotation of a GenBank genome assembly.
GCAAAUAAUUAAAGUGCCAAAAUGCAGGUCUAGCGGUGGUAUUAAACAAACACACAGAGAAAAGGGUUUCAUUUCAUUUUCAUAGGGUUUUUCUCGGAGAGAAGUUGGCAAAGGGAAUCCCAGAGAGGAGGAAAGAGGCGCGAAAGAUCUAUUUCGGCACGAGAAGGUUCUCGAUCUCCAUAGCUUAGAGCACCCCACCGCCGCUUCUGCCCAGAUACCGCCCUACAUUUGCUGCUCAUAUUGACAGUAAAAACGGAAGCACCGGGUUUCAAGUUCGAAGGAACAAAUCGUGAGCUCUGAGGUGCUUGUGACUUACUUUUACCUUGAUUUCGUUUACCCAGUUAGGGUUUUUUUUUAUUUCUUUUUCGUUUGUGUGGCAUUCUGAGUCAUUUCUAUUUACUCCGUCCCAUUGCAGUACCUAGCAAGAAGAAGUACAAGAAGAAAAAGAUGCAUGCUCCGGUUGUUGUUCUCAAGGACUCCUUGAAACGCGAGUCUGGACAGAAGGUCCACCAUGCUAAUAUCCAAGCCUCAAAGGCUGUUGCGGAUAUUAUUCGCACGACCUUGGGUCCUCGAUCUAUGUUGAAGAUGUUGCUUGACGCUUCUGGAGGAAUCGUUGUUACUAAUGACGGAAACGCAAUUUUGCGUGAGUUAGAUAUUGCUCAUCCAGCAGCAAAGUCAAUGAUUGAGCUAAGCCGUACACAAGAUGAAGAAGUGGGAGAUGGAACAACAUCUGUUAUCGUUCUUGCUGGGGAGAUGCUACAUGUUGCAGAAGCUUUCAUUGACAAAAGAUAUCAUCCUACUGUCAUAUGUCGAGCAUACAACAAAGCUCUGGAGGAUGCUGUUGCUGUGCUGGAUAAAAUUGCUAUGACGAUUGAUGUGAAUGACCGUGGAACAAUGUUGAGCCUAGUGAAGAGCUGUAUUGGCACGAAAUUCACUAGUCAGUUCGGAGAUUUGAUUGCUGAUCUUGCAAUUGAUGCUACCACGACUGUUGGUGUUGACCUUGGCCAUGGUAUGCGGGAAGUGGAUAUCAAGAAGUAUAUCAAGGUUGAGAAGGUUCCUGGCAGCCAGUUGGAGGAAUCCAGAGUUCUUAAAGGUGUUAUGUUUAAUAAGGAUGUGGUGGCCCCUGGGAAAAUGAGGAGAAAGAUUGUUAAGCCACGUAUCAUUCUUCUUGAUUGUCCACUGGAGUACAAGAAAGGUGAGAACCAGACAAAUGCUGAACUGGUUAAAGAAGAGGACUGGGAACUUCUGCUGAAAAUGGAAGAGGAGUACAUUGAAAAUAUCUGCACCCAGAUUCUAAAAUUUAAACCAGACUUGGUGAUCACCGAGAAGGGUCUUAGUGAUUUGGCAACCCACUAUCUGAGCAAGGCUGGUGUUAGUGCAAUCAGAAGGUUGAGGAAGACAGACAACAACAGAAUUGCAAAGGCAUGUGGGGCUGUUAUUGUGAAUAGACCCGAUGAGUUGCAAGAAUCUGAUGUUGGUACAGCAGCUGGGCUGUUUGAGGUUAAGAAAAUUGGAGAUGAGUUCUUCUCCUUCAUUGUUGACUGCCAGGACCCAAAGGCAUGUACGGUUCUUUUGAGAGGUGCUAGCAAGGAUCUCCUCAAUGAGGUGGAAAGGAACUUGCAGGAUGCUAUGGCUGUCGCCAGAAACAUACUUAAGAACCCAAAACUUGUUCCUGGAGGUGGUGCUACCGAGUUAACUGUAUCUGCUACACUAAAGCAGAAGAGUUCUUCUGUUGAAGGCAUUGAAAAGUGGCCUUAUGAAGCAGCAGCCAUAGCUUUUGAGGCAAUCCCACGAACUUUGGCCCAAAAUUGUGGUGUUAACGUGAUCCGAAAAAUGACCGAGUUGCAAGGGCUACAUGCAAAUGGAGAGAAUGCAUGGAUCGGUAUUGAUGGGAACACCGGUGAAAUCACUGACAUGAAAGAGAGGAAGAUAUGGGAUGCUUACAACGUGAAGGCACAAACAUUCAAGACAGCGAUAGAAGCAGCUUGCAUGCUUUUGAGGAUUGAUGACAUUGUUAGUGGAAUCAAGAAGAAACAAGCCCCUGGGGCUGGUCCAUCCAAGCCACAGGUGGAGACCGAAGCUGAUGCUGAUGGCGAGCAGAUUCUCCCCGACUGAAAAAUAUGCUGCUCUUUAACUCACUGUAGAGUCGAUCUGCUUUUGAGGAGCCUUUGGAGGAAAGCUCGUUCCGGUCCGCAACUCGUGAUGCUCAUUUAUGCCCUAGAAUUUUACCGAGUGCGUCUGACAUUGCUCACCUCAACUUUUUUGCCUUGCUGUGUGGUCAAUUCUAUUCUGACCGAGUGUUUGGUUGAAACAAUCUACUGUAACUGAAAUUUGGUUCUUUCGGAGGAUGGUUUGUUUUUGACAAUAUCUAGAUUUCAGAAAAUUCUAUUUCUUUGUGAAUUGAUGCCUUGUGGAGUUGUGGUUAGAUUGAUAUAUGUUGUAGCAAUUGUUUAUCCUUGGCAAUGUUGAAGCGAAUGACUUCGGUCCAUUUGAGGUUGUUCAUAAUUUGGAGAACUUGAAUUGAACUUCAUUCCCAUCCGGGCGAUGGACCAUUUCACCAAUUAAUCCACUUCUUCUUCCUCGGAGCUUCGUUGGAAGCCUCUUCUCGUUGGCUAACUGAAAUAUGUGGAAUAGAGUUUUAGGCUGUCA